ACGCGCGCGGCGGGAUGGCUUCGCACGCCGCGCUUCGCGCGUCGUUCGUCGGCGUCGCGUCCGCGUCGUCGGCGUCGCGGAGAGAUCCUCGAACGCCGACGCUUCGGCGGCGCCGCUCGUCGCCGCCGCCGCCGACGACGACGACGACGACGCGCGCGUCCUCGUCGGACGCGUCGUCGUCGCCGUCGCAACAUCAGAAGGUCUCGCCGUCGGUCCGGCGCCCGCCUCCGCCGCCCGGGCACGCCGAGAUCGCGAUUCGAUACGCGUACCCGGGCGUGAGGUUCGCGCAGGGGAACGUCGUCGUCGUCUCCGUCCCGAAUCCUCUCGACGACGACGACGACGACGACGACGACGACGACGGCGCCGCGACCGAGAGAGUUAAAUCUAAAUCCUUGGACGUCCCCGCGUCGACGGUGACGACCGCUCUGGCAUCGGACGGCGUGGACGUCGUCCGAUGGCGCCCGCGCGUCGCGCUGUCGCUCCCUCGCGGCGGUCACGGCGGCGGCGGCGAAGACGCCGACGCGGGGUGGCGCCGGCUGCGCGACGACGACGUGAUAUCGUUCGCGCAUUCGACGGGAGAAGACGCGGUCGCUGACGGGUUGCUCGUGCGGCUGGAGGACGAUCUGAUCGCGGCGACGGCGGCGCCGGCGGCGGCGAACCGGUACGCGUUUCGAAGCGACCCGACGCGGUACACCAGACUAGAAGGAUCUAAAGGGAAAGUACUGAGAGGAGGCGAUGAGGGCGAUGAUGAUGAUAAGGUUAGUGGGCAAAUAAAAAACGCUCGAGAGAGCGGCGUUACGCGCCGGGCCGCGUCGGCGCGAGGGUUUUGGAAACUCUCCGACGAAGGCGUCGGACGCGUCGGCGCCGGGAAUAACCCGUACGCCGGCGCGUCCUCCGACGGCACGUCCGUCGAGCCCUCCUCCGACCUCGGCGCCGGGUACUUCGGCAUCGGGAUCGUGAAGCCGAAGCACGACGCGAACGUCGGGACGCUGUGGCGCAGCGCGUGGCAGCUCGGCGCCGCGUUCAUCUUCACCGUGGCCGCGAGGUAUAAACACAAGUACGAAGCCAGCGACACGACGCAGUCGCACAAGCAGCUGCCUCUGCAUAAGCACGACGACUGGGGCGACUUCGCGAAGAGCUCGCCGCACGGCGCGGUGCUCGUCGCGAUCGAGAUGGGCGGGACGCCGCUUCAGGACUUCGCGCACCCGCCGAGAGCGGUGUACGUGUUGGGCUCGGAGGACAACGGGUUGAACCGGCCAAUCGUGGAGGCGUGUCAGUGCCACGUGGCGCUGCCUAAGUGGUUCGGACGGAGCGCAUCGUACAACGUCGCGAUGGCGGGAACGCUGGUGAUGUACGACCGGAUGAUCAAGCAGCUGUGGGCGGGGGACGCGAAGGCGCCGAGCGACGGAGACGUCGCCGACGCAGUCGACGAUGCGGAGCGCGCGGACCUCUUAUUCGCGGCGGCGGAAGCGGCGGAGGCAGAGGAGGCGUAG
This is a messenger RNA of Micromonas pusilla CCMP1545, 1493 nucleotides long. RefSeq lists its product as uncharacterized. The coding region runs from base 15 to 1493 and encodes 492 amino acids. Gene Ontology annotation, molecular function: RNA binding. Gene Ontology annotation, cellular component: cytosol. Gene Ontology annotation, biological process: tRNA nucleoside ribose methylation. The transcript has 2 exons. The record is from RefSeq and is a predicted model, not a curated record. NCBI's taxonomy places the organism in Eukaryota, Viridiplantae, Chlorophyta, Mamiellophyceae, Mamiellales, Mamiellaceae.